Rhagoletis zephyria (snowberry fruit fly) is the source of this 2622-nucleotide messenger RNA. It is a transcript of the gene Pp2B-14D, whose product is annotated as Protein phosphatase 2B at 14D. Gene Ontology annotation, molecular function: calmodulin-dependent protein phosphatase activity. Gene Ontology annotation, biological process: calcineurin-mediated signaling. Lineage: Eukaryota; Metazoa; Arthropoda; Insecta; Diptera; Tephritidae. The record is from RefSeq and is a predicted model, not a curated record.
UUCAGUAUUGGAUUGUCAAGUAGAAGAGAAACGAAAAAAUUUUCACCAACUAGGACUUCAUCAGAUUAGCACAAAAAAAGUGUUAAAAUUGUUUAGAAAAUUAUAUAAAACUGUGAAAAGUCAAUAAGUAAACGUGCAAUAAUGAAUAUAUCAUAAAAAAAUAAAGAAUUUACGCCAGUGAAGGUAGUAAAAAAUUUGCAAAACCUGGUAGUGGGCAGAGUGCAAUAAAAAGAUAGUAAAGAGAAGGCAAAGAGCAAUCAGUAGUGCAGCGCCGAGCAAUAGUCAAAAAGGCAAUACGGUACAAGGCGAGCAAGUGAAAAAACGGAGGCAGUGCACGAAAGAGGUUAAAAAGAAAUCUGAAGAAGGAGUAUACGGAUAGCAAAGAAACGGAACUAAAAAUAGUGUGGAAAUAAACGAAACAUUAUUAAAAAUACAAUAAAACCCAAAUUACGCAGGCACAGUGAAUUUUAUAUACCAGAAAAAUAAAUUCACCCGUCGAAAUAAACCAUACAGAUAGAGAUAUAGCCUUUAUUUGGUAGUCUAGUGGCAAAUAUAUCUGCUCAAAUCUUGAGCAUUAAUAUCUUAAGAAGCAUAAGUGAAAGCAGUUUAAAAUAAAAAUAUGUCUUCGAAUAAUCAAUCAACCGUCAGUCAAGGUGUGAACCCGAAUCCAAAUUCCACGACGGCUUCUGCAAGUGGGGCAACAAGUGCCGUUUCGGAUCAACGCAAUGCUCCAACAGACACCCAGACUUCUGGAGGCAGCAGCAGUGGUACAACGGCUGCCGGUGGGCAAGCAGAUAGUCCAACACGCGUUGCGAAAACACCUGCUGUCAAUACAAAGGAACGUGUUAUUGACAAUGUUCCAUUUCCACCCAGCCACAAGUUAACUAUGGCAGAGGUGUUUGAUCUGCGAACUGGUAAACCAAACCAUGACAUACUAAAACAGCACUUCAUUCUUGAAGGUCGCAUAGAGGAGGCACCUGCAUUACGAAUAAUUCAAGAAGGCGCUGCAUUACUGCGCCAAGAGAAAACUAUGAUAGACAUUGAGGCGCCUGUGACUGUAUGCGGCGAUAUACAUGGACAGUUUUAUGACCUCAUGAAAUUAUUUGAAGUGGGGGGGUCGCCUGCCUCCACUAAAUACCUCUUCCUUGGCGACUAUGUGGAUCGAGGCUACUUUAGUAUUGAGUGUGUUUUGUACUUGUGGUCACUGAAAAUAACCUACCCGAAUACAUUAUUUUUGCUACGUGGCAAUCACGAAUGCCGUCACUUAACAGAGUAUUUCACCUUCAAGCAAGAAUGCAAGAUCAAGUACUCGGAACGUGUGUAUGAUGCAUGCAUGGAGGCUUUCGAUUGCUUACCGCUAGCAGCACUAAUGAACCAACAAUUUCUGUGUGUCCACGGUGGCUUGUCCCCGGAAAUUCACGAGCUAGAAGACAUACGCCGUUUGGAUAGAUUUAAAGAGCCACCAGCAUUCGGUCCAAUGUGCGAUCUUUUGUGGUCAGAUCCCUUAGAAGAUUUCGGCAAUGAGAAAAAUUCCGACUUCUAUUCGCAUAACUCAGUGCGUGGCUGCUCAUAUUUCUACAGCUAUGCAGCCUGCUGUGACUUCUUGCAAAAUAACAAUCUAUUAUCGAUUAUACGUGCACACGAGGCGCAGGACGCCGGCUAUCGUAUGUAUCGCAAAAGUCAAACCACUGGGUUCCCCUCAUUAAUUACCAUCUUCUCGGCACCGAAUUACUUGGAUGUGUACAACAACAAAGCGGCAGUACUGAAAUAUGAAAACAAUGUGAUGAAUAUAAGGCAGUUCAACUGCUCACCGCAUCCCUACUGGCUUCCGAAUUUCAUGGACGUAUUCACUUGGUCUUUGCCCUUCGUCGGCGAAAAAGUGACCGAGAUGUUGGUGAAUGUGUUGAAUAUUUGCUCGGACGAUGAACUUAUGACCGAAGAGAGUGAAGAGCCAUUAUCCGAUGAUGAGGCGGCGUUACGCAAAGAAGUCAUUCGAAAUAAAAUUCGUGCGAUUGGAAAAAUGGCACGCGUCUUCUCAGUGCUACGUGAAGAGUCUGAGUCGGUAUUGCAGUUGAAGGGAUUAACACCAACCGGUGCACUGCCACUUGGUGCACUCUCUGGUGGCAAACAGUCAUUGAAGAAUGCGAUGCAAGGCUUUUCGCCCAAUCACAAGAUCACUUCAUUCGCCGAAGCCAAAGGUCUGGACGCGGUGAACGAGCGUAUGCCGCCGCGAAGAGAUCAACCGCCAACACCCAGUGAAGAGCAUAUUAAUAGUCAAGGGGCAACAGCUGCGCAUAACGGGUAAUUAGUCUAAGGUGUGUAAGUAAAUGAAUAAUUCAUAUGGAAUUGUAGACGAGAUUUGACAAACGUGUAGAGCGAUGCAUAAAAAUUUGAAAAUUCAAUUCGUUCAAAUAUGGCACGCAUUAAAUUAACUAUGCAGCAUGUUAAAUACCGUUUAUUGAUUCAUUGAAGUUUAAAGAUUAUAAAUAUAAAAUAUAAAACAAGAAACAUAAAGGCAAGCACUUAUGCAAAGAAAAACAAAGUUUGGUUGUUGUAAAAAAGAAAUUACAUAUUUUGCCUUGUAUGUUGAGAGGAAAAUUACUUUUAUAAGUGAAAAAUGCC